Taeniopygia guttata (zebra finch) is the source of this 3137-nucleotide messenger RNA. NCBI's taxonomy places the organism in Eukaryota, Metazoa, Chordata, Aves, Passeriformes, Estrildidae. The record is from RefSeq and is a predicted model, not a curated record.
AAUGAGUGUAUCAGAAAUGAAUGUAUCAUGUUUGUAGAAUUGUGUGUUGAAUUUUAAGAAACCCCUGCACAGAAGGGCAUAGGAAAGAAAAACAAAGAUCUCUAAAGCUUCUUGCAAAGGACAAAUACCGGAAAGGACAAAGAAUGCUAAGACCCCCAGACGAGGAAGCCCUAUGUCGCCAGCAUGUCAAAAAUUAUGAACUUAUCCAGAUAAGAGAGCAAAGGACCAAAAGCGCAAGCGCAGAGGAGGAGAGUUCAAAAGUUCAAUGCUGAGGAAGACUAAGAUAUAAAUAAAAAGACCACCAGGGACCCCCAUAAGAAACCCUCACAAAGAACUACGCGUGCUCAGAAGGGCGUGGACCUAUUUAGCAUGAGAACCGAAGACAGGCGGGGCCAGGGGUUGAAUAUGCAUAGAAAAAUUGUGUAAUGUAUUGCAUAUGUAACACCUUUGUGAAUAAAUUCGGGGGGCAGACUUCAGCUCGGGGCACAAGAUUUCGGAGAGUUAUCUCACUUGUGCCGAGCGCUCCCAUACAUACCCACUUCAUAACUACCUCGAGUUGUGGAGUCUAUUUAUUUAGUCCGAAUAUCGCUUCAUUUGGCGACCGCGGCAGGACUUCUCUGCUCACCUGUGGGUUCGGUGGAGGGCAGACACCCUCAGGCGCCGCGGGGCACUUUCCCCGGAGGGAUUCUGGACCUCGGCUGUACACUACAGGGAGCAGAGCACGGCCCGUCGAUAAGCGGACCAAAAGUGUCUCUUACAGAGAGAGCCCUGGAACCACAGUGGGAGGGACCAUACCAAGUACUCCUUACUACCUUCACUGCAAUCAAGAUUAAGGAACAAAGCGCCUGGAUCCACCACAGUCGGGUUAAGAAAGCUCCAGAAGCCACUUGGAAGAUAACACCGGGUGAUGGUGAACUAAAACUAAAAUUUACUCGAACAAAAUGAAUAUGUCAUGGUGGGUGGGGACUUUUACUGAAAUAUUGUUUACAAUCCUAGCUGCAUUCCAACAAUUAGAAGGUAAACCUAGUCAGAACGACGUUAAAUGGCCUUGGUCCCAAGCCUUUACUCAAUACACUGGAUCCAUGGGGAAAAUUUCCGAUUUAGGAGGUUUAAAUCUAACAACUCUGGUCAUACACAGUAAUCAAAUAUAUACCCAACAAGAGUGGCAAAACCAGGGUUUGUGGUCACUCCAAGGGACCAUAGGAGAAGUAAUUGAAAUAGGGUGUCGAAUGAUUAAUGGGACUACCCACAACAAAGUGACUCAAAUCAGUGUGAAUGAUCGCCAGAAGAUUUGCAAUCAUCCAAGUGAAUUAGACUGUUGGUGCAAAUUCAAAUUAGAACAAACUAGUAAAGUGGUUUGCCUCUGGGCCCGUGACACUAUUGGGCUGUCCUUUAAAUUUAUAAUAAAUGCUAUAGCCAAACCAGCUACAACCCACUCCAGCACUCAAGCGCAAACCCAAAAUACACCAUCCAAUCUUGAACCUAGAGUUUAUGAAAUCGGGCCAUAUGUUAUAAGGAAUACGGGCCAACAAAAACUGUUAUUUAACCCAGAAUGGUCCCUUAAACGCAUUGAACUGUUAAUGCAAAUUAAUAUCUCGACAGUUCAGCCAGCCUGCUCCCCUUUCCUAAGGUCGUCCUUCGAAGGAUGGACAAAGUGGCUACAGAAACGAGUACACCUCCGAGAUAGAAUGCAAAGGGAUUUGACUGGGAUCUUAGGGACCGGGUUAGGAGUUUUGAACGGGAUUGACUCUGAAAUAUUGAUGAAUAAAUUAGCUAUAGCAACUAGCGACCUAACAAAAUUAAAACAACCCUUACAGUCAUCUCUAUUAGCACUAGGAAAUAGUCAGUGGCAGGUUUCAAGAGUACUGCCAAAAUGGAGAAACUUUGAAGAUCAUGACCAUAGUUUACUGAUAGAUGCAUUAGGAGGAGCACAAGAGAACAUAUCUUUAGCCCUUAGCUGUAUACAAGCGCAAUUAUGGAUACAGUCAACAGCUGCUUUAAUCAUAAGGGAAGGAAGUGAAGGGGUGUUUCCAGUGGAAAUACGAAAAGUUGUCUGGGACAGUGCUACAGACUUUGAGAGAGACCUCCAGUCUUGGUGGACCAUGGUAAAUUUUACAUAUGAUCCCACCACUACCACAGCUACUGCCUUUGUGCUCACCGUUCGUAAUGCCACGGUUCACACUAUUCACCCCAUCAUUGCUCUAGGAUUAAGUCAUGAAAAGUCAGUACUCUACCCCUCAGAACACAGAGCAUGGGCCUGGAAAAACCAAGGGAAAUGGCAAACCAUCAACCUAGAGCCUUGCAUUGCUCGAGAACAACAAGGAUUAAUCUGUGAGAGUAAUCUGAUUAGUGCUCAAGACGUAUGCCUUGACACUGAUCAGGGCAUUUGCCACUUUGAAAUCCACCCAGACAACAACCAACAAACUAUACUAGUAUACAUAGGCGAUGGCUGUGUGUGUUUGAGAACUGUGUGUAACGUUAUAGAAAUUGAUAAAAACAAAGUCCCCUUGUCUAGUAAAAAUCAUUCAAAUUUCUGUAUUUGUAACUUCAUCAAGAUUACCGGGUGUGAUUUUAUAUACUCAGCACCAGUCGUAUCCCACCAGUUAAUGAAGUCAAACUACACAACCUACGAUGAAUUACCUCCCACAACUAUUGGGAUGAAUCUGACCCUAGUAAAACAAUUAAUGAAACAUCAAGAUCUAAUCAAAAUUAUAGAGGAGGUUCAUAAAAAUGGGCGGAGAACUCUGGUUACAGUCCAUCAUGACGUAACUGAAAUAAACAAAGUCCUGCAAAGAAUAAAACAAGACGGAAGUCAUAACUGGUGGGAUGCAUUGUUUGGGUGGUCACCGACUGCGACGGGCAUCAUGAACACUCUAUGUCACCCCAUUAUUGUCUUACUAAUAUUGGUUACCAUAAGUCUAAUAAUGUCUAUUUUAACACUUGUGUGGAAUUGGAAUAUGAUACAACGUGUACCCAUUCUAACUUCACUUUCUAGAACUCAUGGGAUCCUGAUAAAAGAAGACUAUCAUGAUAGUAAGCUAGGAAUGAGACCAGAACCCCUGUAGUAAAAGAAUUUACUAUGUUUUAAGAAAAGGGGGGACUGAAACAAAAGAUUUUCCAGAGAUCACUUAAACUAA